Porites lobata is the source of this 14259-nucleotide messenger RNA. NCBI's taxonomy places the organism in Eukaryota, Metazoa, Cnidaria, Anthozoa, Scleractinia, Poritidae. The record is from the annotation of a GenBank genome assembly.
GUAUUCUCAUCAGUUCCUAGAAUUCAAGUGACUGUCAAACAUGGAACCCUCGAUCAAAUGAAGGACGCAAUGAAUGUUUGGAUAGAAAGCAUUUCAAGAAGCCAGUUUGAAGUUUGCUUGCGGGAGUCACGGACAUUUGGUGGAGCUCAUAACGGCCUUGUCGUGGUACAUGUUACUUUAAUUUUGAACGAUUUUAAUCUAUUUUUAAGUGAUUGCAAUAGCCUGAGUACAGUCGCCCCCUCCUCUCAGAAAAGAUCUCCCUCUAUGAUUGCAGUUAGCUCAAAGGGAAUGCGUAGCUGAUUGAUUUGAUUGAUUUGGCAAGUAGGUUGUACUGUUUCAGUGGUAGUCACUGAAAAGGAUUUGAGAAGUUUUAGAUGAUGAGAGAAUAAAUUUCCCUUCCCGAAUUAAUUGUGAAUAGGAUUUUAAUAGUUGGCAUUGUUGUCAAUAAAAUUCUUUCAUUAUUUAAAAAAUAUUAUUAUUAUUAUUAUUAUUAUUAUUAGUUUUUUUAGUUUUUUUUUCUUAGUAAUACUUGUUUUUAAAUUUAUAUAAUUUUUCUUAGUUAAAUUAACUCUUUCUAAGCUAAAUUAAAUGCUUUUUAAAUCGACAGGAAUUGUCAAUAGUGUUUUGAAUGAAUAGUUUUUUUUCCUUCUUUUUCAAGCGAAUUAAUUUUAAAUAGGAUUUUAAUAGUUACCAUUGUUGUCAUUAGUAUUCGAAUAACUUUUCUUCAUUGAAAUGAAUUUUUAUCGGAAUUGGGUGGUUAUUUUAAUCGAAAUGAAUUGUAUAUAAAUAUUAAAGGUUUUGGUUUAUUAUUAUUAUUAUUAUUAUUAUUAUUAUUAUUAUUUAUUCUUUAGAACUGGAUGGCAUACGAAACGUUUCCCUCUUCAUGGGAAGCUAAAGAGUCCUCCCUUUUACUAUUCUCUGAGAACGAGGUCCCGGCUAUUGAAAACAAUUUCGCGUUGUGUAAGGUGAGUGUUAUCACGUGAUCAGCGUAAUAGAGUAGGCGAUAGAAUAAAUGGCGAAGCAAAGGACCCAAUGCUCUGCCUUCACCCUGAGUGGAUAAAAUCCUCCGAGAUUUGCAUAAUUCUUCGUAUCAUACGAAAGCCGAAUGCAAUAUAUAUUUCAUUAUUCAUUCAAAAUAUUUUGAAGUUCCUAACAAGCUUACCUCCUCGUUGACUUUCUUCCGAACUCUGGCUUUUUUUGGCACAGUUUCAGGAUAUAAACAUAGGUUUUUGUCCUGCAGAUAUUUUUUCAGUUAAAAAGUAGAUAACAUCUAUCGAGCAAUUUCUGUGUAUUCUUGCUUUCCUUCCGUUCAGUUUAGUCAGACAUUGGAAACGCUUUUUUUUAGUUCAGUCGUAAAUAAACAGCAGAGAUGCCAACUUUUUAUUUUGCAUUACCCCCCCCCAUAUCAACGAUCAACCCCCCUAUUCCCCCCCCCCCGCCCAAAAGAACAAUUUGAUCCAGACCCUAAUCGGCUUAGGACAUUAUAUGAAGUCUUACAUGAGUUACAGAUCAUCACCAUUCACUUUUAUGGGUGUAAUGGCGAAAUAAUCUUUGUCAGUGAUGUAAUUCCUUCCAAAAUGCCCCAGAAACCGAACUUUGAAUCAAAGCCAAUUCGAAUUUUGGGAGAAAAGGGGAUAAAUUCCAAAGUAAAGCACAGAAAAGCUCAAAACGCGAUUUUAUCCGGGAGAUUUGGUGACCCGUACGGGAGACCGGGAGAUUGUUGUCGUAUCCGGGAGAGUUGGCAUGUAUGAAUCAGUUGGACCGCCGCGCCUGGAAAGGAGGUUGAUCGAUAAUCUAUUGCCCACGCAACCUCGUUUCCAAAUCAAUAUAACACCGAUCAAACUCAUUUCCAAGUCAAUAUACCAUCGAAUCGAUGGUAUAUUGCUCGCAUCUUUCAAAUUUGGCCAACGCCAGUUGAAGUUGUUGACGAAUUAGCAGGGGACUUUGAGCCAAUCAGAAGUGGAGAAAGAGUUUGAAUGAAUAAUAAUGUAUUUUAGCCUCAUUAUCCACUACUUAUUCUCCAUGCUCAGUUCAAUGCGAAGAAGGUGAUCUGUAUUAUUUGUAAUAAUUGGUCCUUAAUAAGAACAGUUCUUGAACAUCUCAAAGUUAAUUUAGAAGUCGUGGUACCAACGCGAGUUAUUUGACCGUAAAUCAUGGCUAUUCUUCUUGUAGAAUGUUACUUUUAAACGCUACCAGUGGUGCUAACCACUGUAACCAACUAUGGAAGUAACCAUUCUAACAGAGCGUGCGCAGUCAAAGGUCCUUUAAUGAGCUGGCUUGAGGUAGGUGACUUUUCUAUUAACCAUACAUUGACUGAUUCAUAUAUAGUAACAAAUGAGAGGGAAGUUUAGCCCCCCCCCCCCCGGGGGGGGGGGGGUUACCCCGGAUUUCAAGUGACGGUUUUGAUUUUAGCAGCCAUUCUAUCAUCCCCGUCGCUUGAAAUCGGGAUAAAUUCCUCUCCCCCUCCCCUUGGGAGUUUAAAACACUUUUUUAUUAUUUAGUGGCUGCGCCUUAUCUGUACGCGACUGCAAGUACUCUAAAACACUCCUACCCUAAAUUUACAAAAGAUCAACAACAGAACAUUGAGUAAAGCAUGUUUACUUUGUUUAUUUCAAAGGAGGUGACUAAAACUCACUUUCGAGUGUGCAUCAAAGACUCUGCGGGAUACGAUGGUCAGAGAAGCGAUGCAGCCGUGGACUACUUGGUUAUCGGAGGUGACAUUAGCUACAAUUUUUUUAUUUCAAUGACUCCCAAAUGUUCCAUUCGUGACACCUCUGAAAAAUACUUCAUCUAAAAAUUAAGUAACCAACGAGUGGAUUUCUUUAGCUGUCCAUUUAGUUACUCCUCGCCCUCCAAGAAAACAGGUUUCUACAACUGAGCCCCCCGUCACUAGUCAUGUAUUGAAACUUUCUCAGAUGUGAUAGAUAAUAAACCGACUGAAUAACGCUGGAUUGUACUCCUUUUCAGUCUUUACCAUAUUACAUCCCAUAGCCAUGCGUGAGCGUGGAAUAUGAUGAAAAAUCACAGACUUUAGACCCAAUACGCUGUCCAGCAUUUUUAAUUUUUUACCCCAGUUCCCAAAUGAGAUUUUUUUUUUAAUUUUUUUUUUAUUAGAUAUUGAUCCAUGUUACAAUGUAAGCUGUAAGUACUACAGUCAUUGCAAAGCCUCUUCUGCACAACAGUAUUCAUGCGUUUGUGAAAGAAGCUGCCCUUCGUAUGAUGAACAGGUGUGCGCUUCCAACGGUCGCACCUUCAACAAUCUGUGCUUGCUAAAGAAAGAGAUUUGUGAAACGCAAGGAAACUACACUCAGUAUCAUCCUGGCAGUUGUACAGGUAUUUGAGUUUAGUCUAAUUUUAAUAACGAAGUUCUUUAUUUAGGUUAGCAUUUGGUGUUGUCUUCGCUUUUUCUUCCAUUCGCUUUCACUUUUUUUUUCUUUCAAUAUUUAUUUUUUAUAUUGGAUUUCCAAUGUAAAAGGGAAGGCAUGAGUUCCAAAACCUUCCAUCGUGGGCAGAGGAUCAGUGUGAGGCCAUUCAAUUUCAGCCAUACAAAUUUUACCCCCACCAGAAAAUCCAUAUUCAGCUCACUGUUAACCACGUCAACUACACUGAUGCUGCAUUUGUACACGAGGCUGUUAUACCUUGGAUUGAAAGUGUCAACAGCACUCAGUUUACCGCCUGUGUCACUCGAACAGGAAGAAACGACUACCCUGCAGAUAGCUUUGCCACUGUUGAUUGGAUCGCCUACCAAGGGGCUCCCCCUGGAGGUGUGGCCGGGGAGGAAAAGUUUUCUCGAUGGUGGACUGGAACUAGUUGUCAGACGGUGACAUUGCCAAACGUAGGUGGACGCAACGGAAAUUAAAAUUUUUAAAAAAAACCUAGAAAGGUUAAGAGACGUUCAGAAGGGACUAAUGUCAUUGGAAAAAUUUGGCUUAUUAUCUGAUUAAUUUUUUGUUGUUACCACCAACCCCUAGGUUACUUUCAAUAGUGAACUGGUGCGUUACCUUUUACGGCAGACGAACCAACAAAUAAAAUUUGUGUAAAAUCGUAUUAACCGUUAGAACUUGCCGAGAUGAAUGAAAUUCCUAGUUUUGGAUUCAAGAUGCCAUCUAAGAUCGGCGGCCAAUCUUGCGAAACGAUCUCAACCCUAUUCGAGUCUUCUUAAAAAGCGGAAUGUAGAACGUAUUUUGUUUGUUCUCAUACAUUCUCUAAAAAAUUCAAAUUCCAACGAAAUGAACUGCCAUAGAGCCUGAACUACCUGCAGUGUGAUAAAUAAUGUUGUAGGGUAAGUGUUCAGAGUUUACAGACAUUUCAAUGCCUGCGCAUGAAAACGUUUCAAAAGUGGUCAUAAUAUUUUUGUUGUUGUUGUUUUUUUUUUUUUCUCAAGGGAAAGUACACUACUUCACCAACCAUAUUCGUAACAGCAGAACAUCACAGAGCACAUCUGAGACACGAUGCAGCCACUGUCUGGCUUGAAAAUGCGUCCGCAAGAUCCUUCAAGAUUUGUAUCCGAGAGCUUCAAAACUUUGCCGGAGUUCAUGACGACAUUUCUGUGGUAAGCUCAUAAUGGAAAUCAUGAGACAACAGAUUGUUCUACACUAAUUUUAAAGUAGAGGAAUAUGGGGACAGUAUAGUGCUGCCUGUCACUAUUGCAUCUUUCGUUAGUGCACCACAUCGUGAGCGACAUCUACUGUGCUGCUUCCGGGGGAUACUCCCUAUAAUAUAAUACGGGAAGGCUAGCUCUCCGCCCGAAAGGGGUACCUUUUCCAGGCUUCUGGUAUAUGAAAGGGUAGGGAAAUAUGUAGACUUUCUAAAAGUCCUCUAUUUUUCUUCUGGUUGGUUCGUCGCUCGCUCGGUCACUGCGCAAUCUGCAUUGAAGCUCGCUUCGCUCAUUUUUAAGGACUUAUAAGAGGUCGACGUGUAGCAAGUCUACGAAAUCUGUCAUUUCGAUCUGUAAAAAGGCCCAAAAGGGCUACCAGAUGCUUUAUGGCUGUGAAAAAGUCGAGAAAGCGUUCUGAUUUUGUAAUUUAUUCAUAUUUAAAAGUAUGACGUUCACAGGGAUACAAAGUUCUAAUCUAGAAACAUUUGUCAAUAAAAAGUACACUCAGACCUCUUUAAUACGGACACCAAUGGGACAGAACCAAUUGUCCGCUUUACAGAGGUGUCCGUAUUAUAGCGGUAGGAAAUGUAUGAUUUUUGGCAUUUCUGAAACCAAACGAACUGUCCUUAAUAGAGAGGUGUCCGUAUUAUAGAGGUGUCCGUAAGGAGAGGUUAGACUGUAUACAAAAAGAGGUACCUUUUUUGUUAAAAAUGGUGAUAUAUAAAGGGGUAAAGGGUUGGACGCUGGGGUGGGGCUCCCCGUACAAACUUUGUUGAGCACCCCUCGGGUGCCUGCUCCCUUCACCCGUCUCUCUCCCUCUCUCCCUCUCUCCACCCACCCCCAGACAUUUUUUAAUUUCUUUUGUUGUUUCAUUGCAGAACUGGCUAGCGUUCGAAUCAAUCCAUAGGCCCCUAUUCUCAGAGCAUAAUGAUGUAAAUUUUCAAAACGGGAAUGUACCCUCGAAAAGCAAUAAUUUCGCUUUCUGCAAGGUAUGUAACUAAUUCCUCCCCGUAGCCAGAAAGCAAGACUACUAACGGGGAUAAGUUUGGGAAAAACAAGUCUUUUCUUCAAAACAAUUCGUGGAGACUCGAGCACUUACAUGUAAACGUUAUAUCCUUUUGUGAUAAUGUUUUGAAUUGAAAACAGGAGAGAGAAUAAAGUUCGAUGUUCAUUCCCUGUAUUCAAACGUUUUUGAGAAAAUACUAAAAGAAACAAUUAAAGUAACUUAAAUGCGAGUAAAGUUUCUCUUUUAUUUCUAUGACAGGACGUGAGUUUCAUACGAAGUUACAACAAUUUUCCAACAGUGCUGCUAACAGCCAAACAUUCUAGCAGUGGAGGAAACGCGGCCCCAGAAUGCAACGGAAUUGUCAGCUGGGUUGAGGUCCAUAUUCUAUAAUUGCUACCACAGGCGGACCAUCGUUCGAGUUAUAGCCUGUGUCAGCCACCACGCUCUGCUUGAUUCAAGUGAUCGGGCAGAAAUACCGCUUGCACCAUUUUGAUAACCCAGUCAAAAGUUGAAAUAAUAUGUAAAAAAAAAAAAAAAAAUGAAAGAAAAAAUGGUGAAUUAUUUUUUCUUACCGUUUGUUUUUAGUACCGUCUUCUGCCUUUUGGUGGCCAGUUUUGAGUCGCUUGAAAUUAGCGCCCCGGAUAACGUUUUUCGUUUUCUUAUGUAUCUUGUCGGGGCGCCAACUUCAAACCAAUGCAAACGACUCAAAACGCCACCUAAACCCAAAAGACCACACUAAAAGCAAAACAUAAGAAAACUUUAUACAUCUUUCUUGAACAUUAUAUCGUCAUUGGGGACCAAAGGGUACAACAUUGUGUAUUUUAUUCUCACAUGAUUUCUCCCGAUCAUUUGAAUCAAUCCGAAAGCGGUCGUUACCAAAUACAGUAAAUCUCUGAGGUUAUACAGUCGACUCCCGACAACUGGAACCCUCGCUAACUCGAACCUCGCCCUAACUCGAACCAAAAUCGAUUUCCCCUGGAUUUCCGUCAUACAUUCACUGUAAUUUUACCCUCGAUAACUCGAACUCCCGCUAACUCGAACCAAUUUUCGUUUCCCCUCAGGUCGUGUUCUAUAUAAUUUUACCCUCAAUAACUCGAACCAUGUUUUGAGCCCUUAAAAGUUGGGAAAAAAGCCGUCUACUGGCGUCCGAAACAUUGAAUUUUGGAUUUCCUAUUGACGUGUUGUAGGAGUAUAGUUUACUAGUGGAGGCUGAUGCUGAUUGUAACAGGCUAACGCGAAGCAGCUUUUCUUCUCAAAACAGUAAAACGCAUGCUCUAUCUAGGCUAUGUUUUGUUACGUUACGUUCUGAUUUAAUCUAGAAGUAUUUUUUUUAAUUUUCACAUGAAAUUUCUACAAUUAAUGUGAUUAAAAUGUUCACUGUGCAGUAAAAACUGUUUUUUACCUUACUCUCGGCUAUUUUCUUCGAACUCCCGAUAACUCGAACCUUUUUCGAUUUCGCUUGAAGGUUCGAGUUAUCGGGAGUCGACUGUAUAUCUCGCAUGGUGACAACACGCUACCUCGAGCACUUCCGAUCAGGUACGGUCUGCUUCCACUGUUACCUUAGACACCUUACAUGUAGAAUAUCGCUACAAGCCAUCGCAUACAUACUUAUAAUACAGACUGAGUAACUAAAUGUAUUACGUAACCAAACAUUAACUACCCGCCCGGUUAGCUCUAUUGGGAAAGCCCUUCAGACUGCUGACUGUGAGUUCGUGCACCCAGUGCAUUGGUGUCUACAAGAGCUUGCUGUCUAUAAAUAAGAGGGGGGGGGGGACGAUUGUCAGCAGACUCGGCUGCUUGCAGUCGCCCUACUGUCUUAAAGAAACGUACUACUCGUGCUCUAAUAAUAAUGAUCUAAUGAGUUGGUCGAGAAGUGAUGCAUUUUCAAUCUCAGUCUCCUUCUGAAUAACAAUCUGCCCUUUUCUUGUCAUGGAAAAAAUACAUUUAUUUAUGAAAACAUUCCUUUCACAAACUUUUAUCUUUUCCUUGACUUUAAGUUUAUCAACAACUCUGGAUUUCGAAUUUGCGUCAAAGAACUCUUUGUUCAGCAGUUUGAUCCACUGACUGUAUCAUAUGCAGUAUUGGCAGGUAAUGAGAUCCAUUGCAUUCAGUAUAACAAUUAAUUACUAAAUAAAAACUACUAUAUUGGCCAAGUAUUACUGACAAAAGCAGCUGUGAAGGUGUACUUUCUUUAGUAAGUUAUGAUGCUUAAUUGUUAUUAGACAGCGAUUGUACCUGACAAUCGAAGUCAAUAUUAAAGAAGAAUCAUCAUGUGAAAGCUAAGACACGGUUAGAGGAAUUAUUUUGAAUUCUUAAUUUGGAAUUAAUGAUUAAAAUGAGGAAAAAAUUUCCCUGGUUUGUGCUUUAAAACAACGAAAAACUGAUACUAUUUGACGUCCUUAAUUGCAAAAAUUUGUCGCCUUAUGGGAAUUAAAAUGAUACUUUCUGCCACUAAUUCGUUUAUUUUGGUAAUUAAACUAAGUGGGGCGCGGUUUGGUCUGAAAUCAUGCGCUUAAUCUUAAAAUGAACGAGCAAGUGAACACGAGUUCGAUUUGAAAUCACAAGACCGUAUGGUUUCAGACCUAAAUUGCACAACACGAGUUUGAAUAACCACCGAUUUUGAAAUCAGGAAAUAUUUGAAUCCUGUAUUUACGGUAUUAAAUUAGAUUAAAUUUAUACAGGAUUUUAGUCGGUACCAAUAUUUAAUUAAACUAAAAUUAACAAAAAUGAUGCGAUUUAGAGCAACAUGCAUGGUGCAAGUUAGAAAUGAUGCGAUUUAGAACCAAAAACGAAGUGGUAUAGAUUGGAACUGCUUUUUUGAACAAAAAUGAUGUGAUUUAGUACAGAUGUGAUUUAAAGUAUGAAAAAUAGUUUGAUUGAUUCGUGAAUAUCUUACACUGCUGAUAGUCAAUCAGACUGAAAGGAUCCAAGGCAAAUUCAAAAUGGAUGUAAUAGAUUCGAUUAUUAUUUUACAGACAUAUGUCCCAACGACUGGACCUACUUUGAAGGAUACUGUUACAGAAAAGUGUCUUCCUGUGAUUCGUGGAGCGGUAGUCAAGGAAAAUGUUCAGUUCUGGGUGCUAAUCUUCCCAGCAUCCACAAUCAGGAAGAAAAUGUCUACGUUCAAAACCUCCAUGGUGGGGAGCAUUCUUGGUUGGGCCUCACUGAUAUCAACUCUGAAGGGACGUUUGUGUGGAGUGAUGGAACUUCUUUUAACUUCCAUUACUGGGCAAGCCACCAACCAAACAACUUCAAAAAUGAAGACUGUGUCCAUACCCUUGGGUUUCUUCCUGGUCAUGAGUACAAGUGGAAUGAUGUCAAUUGCUCUGACUGUCACAAGUUCACUUGCAAAAAGGGUACUCCCUUAACUAUGUAGCAAAUUCGGGAGAAGAACUCAUGCAGAAAUAAAGUUAAGGACAAUUUAAUGCUACUAUAACCAGCCAAGCAAUUCCUGAACAAAACAACUUUAUCGGCCAAAAAUGUUGUGCAGCUGCAAACUGUAAGAAUCGAUUGGAAGCAAAUGACCAAUCAGGUCGAUUUUCAUUUCAGCCAUUAUAGUUCGCAUCUCUGACCUACAGCGUUUGUUAUGUUUCUCCUAAAAUUGAUUGCCUUGAAUUUUUCCGUAUUCCAUUUUUGCUUUCUUUGUCCAUCUUUAUGCGUUUUUCAUAGCCGGAACAGAUCAAGAAAGGACUAAUUGGGGUUUACUUACAGUGUGCAUGCAAAUUCUUUUCUUUUUUCUUUUUUAUUUUUCUUCUAUGGAAUCGGUGUCCCUAGUAUCGAGGAUUCGCGCAACUAAGAUUAUCAUAACAACCACUAUCUAAAGAGUUAGAUUACUUACUGAAAGAUGAUUUCAGAAUCUUUUAUUUUAGUGCUAUAUAUUUUAAAUUGAUUCAAUUCAGAUUAUAACGAGUGCCAAGGCUUUUCCCACGACUGUCCAGAGAACGCCACCUGUGUGAACAAUGAUGGUUCUUACACCUGUCGAUGCCCCUCUGGAUAUCGCCUUAGUAGAAAGAACUGUACAGGUGAGUAGCUUUAAAUACCUUAAAUAUCUAUUAGAUGAAAAUGACAAAACCAGCAAAUUAAGAAACGAUGCAGUUUCAGAAAUUUUGACAUUGUAAAGCAAUUAAGUUUACUAUAAUGAGUAGAGAAUGACAGCACCAUUGAUAUGUUGUUAUAUUAUAAAUGCAGUCUUCCUCAAAGAAGACUUCUCAAUUCUUUUAUCAGAGAUUACAUAUCCGUAGAUAGGCGUGUGACCUAAGUCAACGUUCAGUUAUUGGCAUUUAUUCUAAAAGAAGGUAUUUGAAACAAGGAAACUACAAUUUGUUUGGGUUCCGGAGACUCCUGCGUCAAAUUUUAAUCAGCUGUGAGUUAUAUAUCGCGGUUAAGAGCCGGUCAAGGGACGGUUGUGUUUGUAGCCUCCGAGAACACGUUAGCAAGGGGUUGUCAUGAUGAAUCUUUGAAUGUGAAUAGCUGCUAAAUCGCGCGCUUUCCAGCGGUUCGGUUUCGGUUUAGGAAAAAGACUGUGUUAUCACCAGUUUUGCGACCAUUUUACCUUUCCUUCCGAGUAAAACUACUGCUGUAAAAACACCAUACACUUAAAAAAAACUUAUUGUGCCACGUCUUUGGCAGCGUGGACUCGGAUGCAAAACGUCUUGAGAAAAAUCAUUCCUCAAACCCUUUUCUUAUACAGAUGUGAACGAGUGUCAAACAGGAUCAUACUCUUGCCAUGCUCAGGCUCAGUGUUUCAAUGUUCCUGGCUCCUAUUCUUGCAAAUGUUUACCAGGCUACACCGGUGAUGGAAAAAGCAAAUGUGAAGGUACAUAUUUCCAAAUUCAAUAAAUAUAAAAGACUGCUAUAUUCAUCAAGUCAAUGUAUGUAAGGUACUGGCCAUAAGUAUAGGGGGUGUGCCGGGGACAGAGAGGUGGUGGGUCAUCCAUUUUUGAAUCCUUUGUAAGGGGUGGGUCGAUCAAUUUUCAGCUGACAUUUAGGGGUGCAAAUAUAUAAUCGAUACUAAUGAGACAGUUUGGCCACAGUAAAUAUAGAAAACAAAGCAAUCUGGAAUUAUCGCUUUGAAAAUUAUCUGAAGCAUCUUCUGUCUUUUUUAAGGCAAUUUUAAGGCAAUAAAAUGUAUAAUGUUUGGAUUUUACAUUUCAUUGCUCUUUAACAUUCUCCUAACUUAACGUCUCGGACGUACAAGAAGUGGGAGGGAGCGGGGUGGUUAAACAAACCAGCUACGCGACUGACAAGCCAAGCCAACGACUUCGUAACGCUAAAAGCGAUGCCAGAGAGAAACCUCUGUUAGCAGCGUAAUCAUUAUAUAAACAAGAACGGAGAACUUUUUAUAUUUUAUUUUUUUGCACAUUUUUUUAAUUUUGUUUUGUGAUAGUGAAAAAGGGAGUCACCACUUCCAUCUCAUUUGAUAUGCGUGUUAACUUGUUCAUUUUCUUUUCUCUCUAGCUGGCAGGCUAGGUUUUCCAGUAAUAUUUAACCAGUCCCUAACACAAAUGGUGUCUCCGGAGGAGACGAGAGAAACAUUUUCAUUUAAUUCUACGUGCUCGCCCCAAAGGCAGCCGAAGCUCAUAAUGAGAGUUUAAUAAUUAAUACGUUGCAUCAUUUUUUGUAGUCCUUGAAUGACUGUUAACAUGAAGGAUUUGUAUUUGAGUCCAGGUAAUAAACUCAAGAAUUUAAAUACUCGCUGGAACUUCCAGUAAAAAACGCCUUACCUUGUUUACUUGGUUUGUUUUUGCUUGCUGUGUGGUUAUUUUUCCGAUCCGCUUCAUUAUAUUUAAGAGAUUUCCUUUACCCGAAUUCUUGCGAUCACUCUUGCGUGAAAAUGGCAGAUCGCUUCGCUUCAAGAGAGGACUGCUCCCCUCAUACAACAAGCAAGAACAAACCAAGCAAAUAAGGUAAAGUGUCUUUUAUUGAAAAUUCCAGCUAUCGUUUAUUUUCUUGAAUCUAUUACCGAUUUCCCAUACAAUCCUUCAUGUUUAUCGCUAUUUUGGGGAUUAAGCAAUAUGAUACCAGACGUAUUAGCGUUUUAGCCUGCGUAGCAAGCGUUUGAAAGUGGGCGCAAGAAGCAGGCUAUCUGAGCUUGGGCUGCCUGUGGUCACCCGGGUCACGUAAACUCAAAGUAAAUAUAUCACCGGAUGAGCUAACUGUUUGAACGUGAAUUAAAUGUGAUUUAAAAAUCAAAUUUGCUUUCGCCUUACACUUUUGUGACAGUUCCUACAAUGACGGCGACAAGCUCCUGCUCUAAUCUUCUUAUGCGUGACGCCAGCAAACCAAGUGGUACGAUUUACUCAACUGGUAGCUCUAGCUCCACAUACAGUAGCAAUAUGGAUUGCCGAUGGAAUCUAACUUCGAAUGCAGUGAUUGAACUUUUGUUCUACGAUUUCGCCACCGAAUCGUCGGCAGACUAUGUAAGUGUGUACGAUGGUGACUCGACCUCUGCACCUGUGAUUGGCCGAUUUAGUGGAAGCUCCCUCCCAGCACCUAUCACAAGUUCGUCCACCAAGCUAUAUGUGCGGUUUACGUCUGAUGGCUCUUCGCAGUAUAGAGGAUUUAACGCGCGUUACCGAGGUAUUUUUAUUCGUAGACAAUUUGAAUAGAAAAAGCGCUGUGAUCUUUAUUAGCGGGCUUCCUGGUUAGCAUGAUAAGAACUUCCCAGGCUUACACAUGAAAAAGAAACAAUAAUCUAAGAAUAUUUAGUUUCGGUUCAACCUUGUGGGCGAAAUUAGACUUUGUCUGUAUAUCUAGGUGGAGUUUGAAAACGUUAGCCAAGACACUAUCUCCAAAGUAGCCAAUAUUAAAGCUAGGUGCUCUUUUCUCUUUUCCUCCUUUCUUUCUCCUCGCUCUUGCUAUUCUCAAGUAGAUUAAAGCCUAGGUCUAAUUGGUUUACGUUUGGAAAAUGAUUUAUUGGCUGUUACUUCAGCGCAGAGGAUGGAGGGCAAUCAAAAUUUGGCGCACAUAAAAAAAAAACCUCAUCGGCCUUAACAUAAAGUAUAAAUGUUGUUUUAAUAAGUCACGUGAUAUGUCACGUGACUAAUUUUUUUUCUAACUAGUAACGGGUUUAAGGAGAGAAAUCGAGCAAUAACAUUUUUCUCACUCUUACUAAUAUAAUUAUAUAAUAUCUUAUUAUAUAAACACCAAUUUCUCUACUGGUGUUGAAAGACAUUUCACUCGUUCGCUGUGCUCUCUCGUUAAAUACAUUUCUACCCACGAAGAGAAAUUUCGUAUCUCCUCGCGGCCAUGUAAUAUCCUCUAUAUUUUAAAUGCCCAAAAUUAAUCUUUAAUUCUUAUUUUUGUGAAAAAAAAAUUCAUUUUGUUCUAGGUAUUCUUGCGAGAGAUAUUGCCAAUCAAUCGAAAACAUCUUCGACCCAGACCUUAAACCCUUGAGUUUUUCCUUUCCUUCUCCUUCGUUAGUGUGAUAUUCGGCUUUAUCAGACCCUUUUUGGUCCUUUUCCUGUCAGCUGAUUGCAAAUCUUGCUAUGUUCGUGUCGACCUGAGCGACAAAAUUCCCCCCGAUCUUUGAGCUCACCAGAACGGAAUUUUAGAAAGUGUACGUUAUAACAAAAUAUGGUGUCUAAUAAUAAACCCACUUUACCUUUCAUUUGAACGUUAGCUGUGACAUCCGGUUUAGUUCGUCUCAUGGGCGGCACCUCAUGGGCUGGAAGAGUUGAAGUCUUCUAUGAUGGUCAGUGGGGAACAGUCUGCGAUGAUGCUUGGGACAUAAAUGACGCUAACGUGGUCUGCAGACAGGUGGGUUUCCCGCAGUUAGCUACUAACGCUUGGAGCGGCGCCUAUUAUGGUCAGGGCUCUGGUCCCAUAUGGAUAGAUGACGUGGCCUGCUCUGGUAGCGAAUCACAUAUCUACGAUUGCAGACACCGUGGAUGGGGAAACAAUGAUUGUACACACAGCAGAGAUGCCAGUCUGCAGUGUUCUUAUGGUUCUGUUAACAUUCGUUUGGUGAAUGGUGGUCCUUAUUUUGGCCGAGUUGAAGUUUAUCACAACAGCCAAUGGGGCACAGUCUGUGAUGAUCUCUGGGAUAUCAAUGACGCUCAUGUGGUUUGCCGUCAGCUUGGUUUCCCCAGUGCGUCCUCGGCACCAUGCUGCGCGCGAUAUGGCCAAGGAUCUGGCCCUAUCUGGAUGGAUGACGUCCUGUGCAGUGGAACAGAGGCUUCAUUGUUUGACUGUACACAUAGAGGCUGGGAAAGAGUCAUCUACUGUUACCAUGGUGAAGAUGCAAGCGUGGUCUGUAACACUCAUUAACGAACUGUUCGCGCAUUGGGCCAUGCUUAAUUUGGAUUCAUAGAAAUUCUAAUGUGUAUCAUGCUUAUUAUAUUAACACUGAUUCUAAAAAGUCUAAAAAGCGCUUACGAGUGACAAGAAUUAACUUAGAUGAAUUAUAACAAACGAAGUUGUAUUUCUAAAAAUAUAGCUGUAAGUAAAAUUCCCAGUCUUAUUGGACUACUUUGUUAAGCCCUAAAGGAGCCAUGUCACGACGAUUUUGCUGUUUUAAUUUCAGUUUUUGCCGUAAAAUCAUUACUUAAUGCCUUCACACGUGUAAAGUGAUAAACUGUAGAAUUGUGAAGAAUAUAUUAAACAAAUUUUGUCAAGGAGUACAGAUGAACCAUAAUAACUUUUACAUGUAAUGGUG